Messenger RNA from Telopea speciosissima, 2838 nucleotides. RefSeq names its product probable E3 ubiquitin-protein ligase RZFP34. Gene Ontology annotation, cellular component: nucleus. Gene Ontology annotation, biological process: protein ubiquitination; ubiquitin-dependent protein catabolic process. The record is from RefSeq and is a predicted model, not a curated record. NCBI's taxonomy places the organism in Eukaryota, Viridiplantae, Streptophyta, Magnoliopsida, Proteales, Proteaceae. Gene Ontology annotation, molecular function: zinc ion binding; ubiquitin protein ligase activity. The transcript has 11 exons. The coding region runs from base 1582 to 2544 and encodes 320 amino acids.
GGUUGACAUCCCCAACUCUUUUCUCUUUGUGGGCAAGUUAAAUCAUACAACCCUGAAAGAAUGAAACAGCUCUCUAGAACUCUCAUGGAGAUCCAAGUGCUACCGAAAAUGUUGCCUUUAAUUUCACUAACUAUAAUAAUUUGAUUCAAUACCUUUGGUUCCUGUCUUUAUGAUGGAUUUAUUCGAAUGAAUAGCGAAUAUUUGUGGAAAAAUACCAUCUUUAUUCAACUAUUGCAGCCUAAAUUCAUCAUCAAAGAACCUCAGAAAGCCAGAAUAAAAAUAAACAGGAAAGAGAAAGAAUAAGACAUGGGAUUUGAGACUUUAUUAUGGGAGAAUUAUCUAUUAGGCCAGUCUGAGUCAAGCCACACUUGGAUGGUUUAGAAAUGAUAAUUUAAACUGCAGACUGAUUAAGAAAGUGUCUUGGGAGCACAUGCCCAACAAAGUUCACAGAUGGUGUAUUUGGUUAUGUUACUUUUAUUUUUUUCACACCUGAUAUCUUGAGAGAACAGAGUAUUAUGAUCCAGCAGAGAGAUAUGGGGCAAGCAUUAAAAGACAACCGGAGCAAAAGUGAAUCUUGGUCUUGUUUCACUAGAGCUUGACAAUAACUUCUUACUUCGAAGAGAACAUAAAUCUUUUAAAAUCUUAUAUAACUGAAUGAGACGGGAAGCUUAGAGUAUACCUUCCUCUUUCACUUUUUAACAGUCUCCUUUUCCUUUAAAGAUGAACAAUGGUGCAGAAUACAGUAACAUUUCAUGCAGGAUUAUCUAUUACAAGUUGCAGGCAUUCUGAUUCUCAAGAUUUCUGAUUAAUCAACUAGGGCUAGUCUUGAAACUUACCUAAAGUUACAAAUUUUCUGGCUUUGUUGCAACAUUUCCUGUUGGUAAAUGGAGUCAAAAGUAACCAAGCCACUCUGAAGUAGAAUAUUCUUGUAGGAGAAAGUUACCCCUUGUGAAUGGUUGAUAGUGGAAUUUAAGCAUAUUGGUAAGCUUAAAUUACCAGCAUAGAAUGUGUGCAGUACUGCAACAUGAGGUAGAGUCGUCCUCCAUGGGCAAUUGGACCAAAAUGAUUCUCCCAAUCCUUGCACUUAUUUUCUCUACUGUUACUUUUUGUUUUGUUCCACAUAAGCACUUGAUUUCAUCAUGUAUUGCUUUUACCAGAGGCUCGGGUAAAUCCGUUGCUGGUGCACAAUUUUGCUCAGUUUGGUUUCUCGACUUCCUCGAGCAAUCAAGUGAUCAUGAAUUAGUACUUGCUAUUAACUACUGGAGACUCUGGAGUUCCUCGCUCUGCACUAUAAUUAUUGUAUGGGUUAUUAUAGAUCUGCAUGUUCUGAUGAAUCUUCUGUUGGAGUUGUGAUGAUUGGAGCUAUGCUACAUUAUAUGGAUUGUGUUCUUGCUGAUUUCAAUUGGUCUACAGCAGUAUACGAGAGAGCAACAGUAUCUUGCAGUGUUUGGUUUGAUCGGGUGACUAAGCGUGUCUGUCAAGUUGUAGAAUGAUUGCACUAAAUAUGUUUCUUGUGCAGGUGUGUUAAGUUUUGUUGCCAGCUUCAUGCAUUCCAGCUGUCAUUAAAAAACUCUGCAUCUGAUGGAGGAAACAUUGGUCAAACAUUCCACAUCUCUUGAACUUGAUGGGCUGGAAACAAUUGAAAAUAAUAAACACAUGGAAACAGGUAGUGCUGACGCAUGUCCUCGGCAGUCCAGUGGAGGAUGUAUUCUCAAUGAAGAGGCAAGACUUAAUUUAGACAACAACGUGAUUGAAAAAGGAGUUAUGGAAUAUGGAUGUUCGCAUUAUCGGCGGAGGAGUCGCAUCAGAGCACCAUGCUGCAAUGAGAUUUUUGAUUGUCGCCAUUGUCACAAUGAGGCAAAGAAUAAUAUUAAUGUUGAAAGGACUCACAGACAUGACCUCCCUCGACAUCAACUAAGACAGGUCAUUUGUUCACUCUGUAGCACUGAACAAGAGGUCCAGCAAUUUUGUAUCAAUUGCGGUGUUUGCAUGGGGAAAUACUUCUGUGAGAUUUGCAGGUUGUUCGAUGAUGAUACAUCAAAGAAACAGUUUCACUGCAGUGGUUGUGGGAUUUGCAGAAUUGGUGGGCGUGAAAAUUUCUUCCACUGCUAUAAAUGCGGUUGCUGUUACUCAAUUCUUCUAAAGAACAGUCACCCAUGUGUGGAAGGAGCGAUGCAUCAUGACUGUCCUGUUUGUUUCGAGUAUCUAUUUGACUCCAGAAAUGAUGUAAUUGCCUUACCUUGUGGACAUACUAUUCAUGAAGGCUGCUUUAAGGAAAUGCAGCAGCAGUUGCAAUAUGCUUGCCCUCUCUGCUCCAAGUCGGUAUGUGAUAUGUCCAAAGUAUGGGAAAAGCUUGACAUGGAGAUUAGAGCUACACCUAUGCCUGAAUCUUACAACAACAAAAUGGUUUGGAUCCUGUGCAAUGACUGUGGAGCUACUACACAAGUGCAGUUCCAUGUUGUGGCUCAGAAAUGCCUUAAUUGCAAGUCGUACAACACUCGACAGACUAGAGGAACCACAGCAGCAACAUCCUCAUUGCAGUGAUAACAGACUCAUGAUCAAGCAGAGUGCAUUUGGAUUUAGGUUCAUUCUUAUUCUGUUGAUGAGAGCCCACUCUCUAGUUGUCUAUUGAAUGAACAUCCAUGGUGGGAAAGGGAACAGAGAAACUGCAACCCAUCAUACUACUCCGGUUCAAUUGUAUAGCCUUCUUUUUUCUCUUGUAUUUUAUCCUCCAUUGGGAAUGUAGAAGCUGCCAUCGUGCCUCUGGUGGUUCAAAUGGUCUGUUCUUUCAAUUCUUUAGCAUUUUAAUUUUCAAAACCAGACCCUUGAAUUUCUGAA